Messenger RNA from Etheostoma cragini (Arkansas darter), 3149 nucleotides. RefSeq names its product cyclin L1a (gene ccnl1a). Gene Ontology annotation, cellular component: nucleus. Gene Ontology annotation, biological process: regulation of transcription by RNA polymerase II. NCBI's taxonomy places the organism in Eukaryota, Metazoa, Chordata, Actinopteri, Perciformes, Percidae. Gene Ontology annotation, molecular function: cyclin-dependent protein serine/threonine kinase regulator activity. Bases 107 to 856 code for a protein of 249 amino acids. The transcript is spliced from 6 exons. The record is from RefSeq and is a predicted model, not a curated record.
GCAACAAGACGGUGACGUCACGUUCUGUCAGUCACCCUGCUCCGCCAUCAUUCCGUCGAGGCUGGCCGAGCUUUUCUGAUAACAACCGAUUAUUGCUGUUUUUCGGAUGAAGAUGGCUGCAGGUCCUCUUUCUGUAUCCUCCACUGCAUCCACAAACAACGAUGGCAUCCUCAUCGGUGACAAAGUUUAUUCGGAAGUGUACCUUACGAUCGACAACUCGCUCAUACCGGAGGAAAGGUUUUCUCCAACGCCGUCGAUGCUCGACGGCCUCGACCUAGACACAGAGACCGACCUUCGCAUACUCGGAUGUGAAGUGAUUCAGUCUGCGGGCAUUCUUCUCCGGUUACCCCAGGUGGCAAUGGCAACGGGUCAGGUGCUGUUUCAUCGUUUUUUCUACUCCAAGUCCUUCGUCAAGCACAGUUUUGAGAUUGUUGCUAUGGCUUGUAUCAACUUGGCCUCCAAGAUUGAGGAAGCGCCAAGACGAGUACGAGAUGUCAUUAAUGUUUUCCACCACCUGAGACAGAUCAGAGGCAAAAAGACUCCAAGUUCUUUGAUACUUGAUCAGAACUACAUAAAUACUAAAAACCAAGUCAUCAAAGCGGAACGGCGGGUCCUGAAGGAGCUGGGCUUCUGUGUGCAUGUCAAGCAUCCUCACAAGAUUAUCGUCAUGUACCUUCAAGUCCUGGAAUGUGAGAAGAACCAGACACUGGUCCAGACGGCCUGGGUAGUCCAUGCUGGUAAGUCACAUAAAGAACCUCUGAACUCUGCCUCCUCCAACCACAUGACCUCAGGAAGCUCCCCCCAUUGGUUGGCUGCCCCUCUCCAGACAGCCAAUUCCAAUGCCAAGAUUCACUGAAGGGGGCGGGCGGGCCUUUACCAACAGCCAACAUCGUCUUGUUUUCUCUUGGGUGUCCAAAAGGAUUUGUAUUUGUUGGUCUUGCUACAAAGGUUUCAACUGUAAUGCCCAUUUUUGCUAAGUAGCUACGUAUAUAUUUAUAUUCUGACUUUUUUUUCAGUUUACUUGCAUCUAGCAUUGAAGUAAACUUAGUCACAACAGAAUAACUUUUUUGACCAGUUUACAUGCCUUUUUUAGUAUUUACAGUAGUAUACUGUGUCCUGUCCCCAACUGACGUGGUGUCCAGACAUGUGUAUGUCUUACAGGCUGAUCCGGUUUUGCCUCCCAAGGACCUGUUUCACCCACGCAGCAGUCAGAAUCCAACGGCCAUGUGUUAUGUAUAGUAGCGUUGGCAUAGCAGUUUCACACUGACCUGCCAAAGUGCAGGUCAGGUCAUUUGAUGAAGGCAGGUUAGACUUGAAGUAAUCCCUGUGUAGCAGGUUUUCAGUGAGUACUUGCGGCAAAUGGAGCAGUACAUAUUUGAAUGGGUGUAUGCAUUUGGAGUGUCACCACUGAAUAAUGGACGUUUCACUGCUUUUUGAUCAGUUGUAGUAUUUAAGCCUGGUAGAUGUAGUUCCUUUGAUAAUAAUUAGGGCUGUCAAUCUAAUAAAUAUUGAAUUGCGUUGUCCAUAGUUAAUGGUUAGUAAUCUCACAUUUUUUUGUUUGUUCAAAAUGUUCCUUAAAGAGAUAUUUGGCAAGUAUUUAAUUAUAAUAUCAACACAGUAGUGGAAAAUAUGUUUUUAUUCAAGUGUGUGUAUACAUAGAUAUUUAUUAUUGGAAAUCAAUCGUUUAACACCACAAAUAGUGUCUAAUGUCCAGAAACCCUCAUUGCAGUGUUUCUGGUGUGCAUAAUUAUGGUUUCUUUUAGCUGUGUUGAACAUAAAAGAUAGCAGAUAUUAUUAAAUUUUCAGUAAAAAAAUAUCAUAGAAUUAAGAAUCGUAACUGGAUGUUCAGUCUUGUUCAGGAAAAGGACGUGAGUGAGUAAGACUGUGCCAGUAAGUGGGCGAGAGACGUGACCCGUGACCAGAUUAUCAUAGUUUUAUAAUAAUUCAGCGAUGGUUCAUACAUGACGUGGACACACCGAUGCACAUUCAACCCCCGUUGGACGUGUUUAGAAACUCCGGUUUUCAGUGUAGUUCAAACUUUACUGAUAAACCAGAAAACCAUACUGUUACCUUCAUGAUCAUAACAGAACCUGAGUGAAUGGACCAAAAAAUGAGUGCCGUUAAACAAAUUUGGGUUGACAGUCCUAAUGAUAAUCUGGAUAGGAUCAGCGUUGUUAGUUUAUCAUGGUUUUACCAUCAUGUUUCUGUUAUCACUCGUUUUUGUCUUAAAGACUUCUAUGUUUCUUAAGGACAUAGAUGCUCACACCACCCGGUAGUUGCCUGAGUCACAUCUUGGCCAUUUUGUCUUUCCUACUGCUCUCCCAUGGCUAUUCUAAUUUACCCAUUGUCCCAGACAACCCACUGACAAUCUGGGUUGUAGCACAGAUAUUUUACCCAGCCCAAGUAGCGGGACAUAGUUCGUGACCUAAUGUCUUUUCAUAAGUCAUAGAGGAAAUGGGGUUGCAGACAAAUACAAUCAUGGUUUUAUGGGGUCAGUUUCAAAUCAUCGCUGGAAAGCAUUUGUUUAAAUUAAAACGUUGUUGCAGUUGAACCUUUGAAUCAAGAUGAAAUGUUGCAAUCCCUGUGGCUCAGACACUAAACAUACACGCUUAAGUUGUCUGAGUAUGAGUCCAGUGUUGCAUCAUUUGAUUACAUCAACAUGACACUGACUCCCAAAAUCUACCUGUUGUGCUUGCUAUCAUACAUGCUGUGUCUCCCCCUAUUCCCUUAGAUAUAACAAAGUAGAAACUGCAUUGUCGGAAGUCUUGCUUCUUUAUGAUGGGUUGCAUCUGUAUGCCUGCAUGCUGUCCCCACUCCACAAACACACAAGGCAUGUGUCAUUGUUUCAAUCGUCAUUUGUCUUUAGCUACUCUAAGGUCACAGUGUGGUAAAAUGGUCUUGGCAGAUCUACAGUACAUCAUUUCCCAUUUCUAUCUUCAUGCUUUCCCUGUGACAUACAGCACUCCCAUGGAUGCCCGAGAGAGAGAAAUGGACAAAGUUAAAUUUUAAAGAUAAUAUUGAAAAUCACACUUAACUGUACACACUGUAACUAAAAAUGUGUUGUCUUGUAGCUGUCAGGGCUAGUGAUUAAUAUGCUCUCUGUGCCUAUUCUCCAGCAUAUCAGUGAGCAGGUAAUGUUGAUGCUUGUU